Messenger RNA from Dinoponera quadriceps, 2958 nucleotides. RefSeq names its product protein angel (gene angel). NCBI's taxonomy places the organism in Eukaryota, Metazoa, Arthropoda, Insecta, Hymenoptera, Formicidae. Bases 391 to 2049 code for a protein of 552 amino acids. The transcript is spliced from 6 exons. Gene Ontology annotation, molecular function: 3'-5'-RNA exonuclease activity. The record is from RefSeq and is a predicted model, not a curated record.
AACGAAUUUGAAUCGAUCCGAGAGCGAUUAUCGACGUUAUAAGCUCCGUGAUAGGCUGGACAGAGCUCAUGAUUUCGUGAUUGGUCGACUUCUCUAUGCGUAAUCCAUAAUGGCGGUCACACAGUUUUAAUGAAUAAGUCUUUAUUCCUUUGUACUCCGUGAGAGAUGGCACUGGAAGCUAUACGUGCGCAAAAGAUACAUUAAUUAUCGCAGAGUACCCUUCACCUUGUACCAUUUAAUUAUCUUUAGAGGGGGAGUUCGUACCCGCUGACCGAUGCAGCGCGGGCGACUUCCUGGACGUUCUCUCGAGGCACCGCUCUCUUCCUUCUUUCGGGAUGAGGAUACGCGACACCGGGAACGUUCGGUGAUAUAACGGUAACGCGCAAAUAAAUGAGGUGUGUGUUCUUGUCGAGGUUACUACAUAUCUUCAAAGGUGAAAGUACACGCAAAGUCGAAUGUGUAGCAUGUAACAAAGCGCGGGACGAAACGUUCCUUCGAUCGUGGCAGAUCGUUUACAUGUUAAGACUAAGUCGGUUGUUCCUAAGAACACUGCGCAAGAGUACUUCCGCACCUAUGGAUAAUUCUGUGUCUCUUCAAGAUUGCAAAAAAGCCACCAUGGAGCCAUAUCUCGACAGAUGUUACAGCCAAAAUAACGCCGCUGCAAUGUGCAACAUACCAUUUAACGCGACUCCAGGCAAUUCGAUUUAUUGCCAGAGCCAUACGUACGAUGCAGCUUAUAGCGUCAAAGCCAACGUGUGUACAACAGCUGCGAAUUGCCUGCCAGGAAAUCAGGUACUCGACAGACAGAGAUACAAAGCUAUAAGAAAGUGGAAGAAAUUUGGGAAAGGUAGACCGAACAGUAAUGCAGAAAGUUCUUUCACGCUGAGGCUUUUGUCUUUCAAUAUCCUGGCGCAGAAUCUGUUGGAAACUCACUCCUACUUGUAUCAUGAGCACGACCCAGCUGCUCUAAGUUGGAAGAUUAGAAAACCUCUGGUGUUACAGGAGAUAAUUGAAGCAGAGGCAAAUAUAAUUUGCCUUCAAGAAAUGCUGGAGGAUCACUUGCCAGAAUUUGUAGCGCCGUUACGAGAACUCGGAUAUGAGUAUUUGUAUAAGAAGAGAACGAACGACAAAAAGGACGGUUUGCUUUUGUUAUAUCGCAGUGAUCAGUUUACUUUGCUAGAUUAUGCGAAGGUGGAGUUACAUCAAUCUGGCAUCGAGGUCUUAAAUAGAGACAAUGUUGGAAUAAUCGCUAAAUUGUCCCUCAGAGACAGCCCGGAAACACAAUUUAUAGCUGCCACUACUCAUUUGUUAUAUAAUCCGAGGCGCGCCGAUGUACGAUUGGCGCAGACACAGCUUCUGUUAGCAGAAAUAGAGCGAAUGGCGUUUGUCGAAGACACACGAACGGGUCCGAAGUACUUACCGAUCAUAUUGGCGGGAGACUUUAACCUGACGCCAUUUUCAAGUGUCUACAAGUUCCUAACGGAAGGUUCAUUUAAGUACUAUGGUAAAGGACGGAGUUUAGAGUCGAGCAAAUUCCAAUCUCUGUCAAACUCCUUGAUACCGCCGCGAUUAUGCGUCACCGACAAUUGUCAACACUUUAAUGUCUUAACUCAGAGAGUACGAAGGGAAGGCAACGGCAAAGUCAUGCUGGAAAACAGCGAAUCGUCUUCGGAGAGAACGGAUGAAGAUGUGCGUACGUCUUGUAGUGCGAGUAAUGUGAACGUCAAUACCAGCCGUACGCAGAUCAUCGAGAUAGCACAGGGCCAUUCUGUAAAGUUUUCAUCCGGUGUUCUAACGCAUCCUCUUAAUAUGCGCAGCGUAUAUACGCAUAUGAACGGCAAAGGUGACAUGGAGGCGACGACGCAUCAGGAUGAAUGGAUCACUGUCGAUUAUAUUUUUUAUAGCAACAUUCAACCUAUUGAGAAGUACGUCUUACCUACUGUGAGCCAGUGCGCCAUGUUACCAACCAUACCAAAUUUUAUAGUAGGUAGUGAUCAUUUGAGCAUAGGUGCCACUUUUCAGUUACCGAGAAAAAAAUCUCUGCUCUAAACUUUUCGCUAUAUCAUACCUUGGAUAGUUAUAUUUUCAUUAAAUCUAGAUUUUGAUGUAAGGAAAAAGAGCUUAUGGAACGUCAAUUAAUGCAGAUUUGUCAAUAGUGUAUCUGACCUUAUUAUUAAUUUAUUAUAUUGAUUAUGUACGCGUUAAUCGCCAAUUUUCUUUAUUUUUUGCUCGAUGAGUUGUUUUCCUUAAAUCUGGGUGUUCGAUCUGAGGAAAGAGCUUGAACAUCAACUUACACAGAUUCGUUAAACAGAUUCGUUACUAUUGUAUCAGAUCUUACUUUUAAUUUAUUAUAAUUGAUAGUUUACGAUUUUCACCAACUUUUUUUUUUUAUUUUUCCUCGAUGGAAAUUUGGUGUAACGUUCACUUAUUAUGUACAGCAUUCGAAAGUGCCGACAUUUCUUUUUACUUUUCAACUAUUUUUUUGACGAAUGAUUUAUGUUUUGACUGUUAAAAUUCAAACGAUCUAUCAAUCAUUGAUAAAUAAAAGCGUUUAUUUUUAUGCAAUUUCUAAUUCAAUAAUAUUGAAUUAUUCGUCAACUUCUUAUUUUUGCUCAUCGGAAUUGCGAAUUCAGUGUGACAUUUACUUGUAAUGUACAGCACUCGAUAGUGCCGGAAUUUCUUUUUAUUUUUUAUUUUUCAACAUUAUUUUUCUGAUAAAAACAACUGAUUUGUGUUUUGACUGUUAAAAUUCAAAUAAUCUAAUAAUCAUCGGCAAAAGGACCGUUUAUUUUUGUGCGAUUUAUAAUUCAAUAAUAUUAAAUUAGAUAUUGCAUGAAUAGCAAUAGUAUCAUUCAUUAUAUAAAGAGGGGCUAAAUCAGAAAGCAUUACGACAUUAUGAUUAUCUUGUAUCACCUAUUGUUGUAUGGCAAGGGACAAAAUAAACUCAACAAUGUUUUA